Molecule: messenger RNA, 786 nt
Organism: Verticillium alfalfae VaMs.102
Lineage: Eukaryota; Fungi; Ascomycota; Sordariomycetes; Glomerellales; Plectosphaerellaceae
Exons: 3
Coding region: 1-786 (261 amino acids)
Cellular component (GO): actin cortical patch
Molecular function (GO): phosphatidate phosphatase activity
Source: RefSeq, a predicted model, not a curated record
AUGUCGUCGCAUCAGUCAAAAAGCGCCGCCGCCGCGCAGGCACAGGCACUGCAAGACCAGACACGCAAGGAACACAAGUUUGACGAAAUGGAAUCCGCACUACCCGAUCCCCGUUUGCCCGCUCUGCAGUCCGCUUUCUCGAUCCCUUCUGUCGACAACUUUUCUUCCUAUCUCGGCAGUCGGAACCCCUUUGGUCGCCCCGUCUCCGGUGACGACGUCGUCUGGCUCUUCGACAACACGGCGUUCAAGCCCGGUCGCCUGAGCAGCAGGGCAGGCCGAAAUCGGUCGCCGCCGUCUUCGAGAAGGAAUCCAAAGUCAAGGAGGCGCCCGUGGUUUUACCUGUCUGCGUCACCGUACAACCUGUACCCAUUCUUGCGCAACUUCUGCCGCCAAUGGUACCCUCACGGCACACUGAUUCUUCGCGACUCGAGUUGGCGCACCAUUGCGGGUCUGCUGUCGGCCUUGACCCAGGGGACAGAGCAGUACAAGACGGACCGUAUCCGCAAGGUGCAUUCGUGGUUGCCAAAGCGCAAGUUGAUUCUCAUUGGUGACUCGACGCAGUCCGACCCUGAGGCCUACGGCGACAUCUACCGCGAGUUCGAUGGAUGGGUCAAGCUCAUCCUCAUCCGAAAGGUGACCGACAUCGCCGCUGUCGGUAUCGAGUCGAAGAAUGAGCCGAAGCGAUUCGAGGAGGCCUUCAAAGACGUGCCGCGCGAGGCCUGGCACAUCUUUGAGGACCCUGCCGAGUGCAACAAGAUUGUGGAGAAGGUGGUUGCUGGCGCUUGA